Mytilus californianus (California mussel) is the source of this 1710-nucleotide messenger RNA. RefSeq lists its product as uncharacterized. The transcript has 2 exons. The record is from RefSeq and is a predicted model, not a curated record. Lineage: Eukaryota; Metazoa; Mollusca; Bivalvia; Mytilida; Mytilidae. The coding region runs from base 237 to 1196 and encodes 319 amino acids.
GAAAAGGUUAUCAUCAUGUGAUUUAUCAUAGAUAUAUUAAAUGUAUUUCAAAAUUAAUAAUACUAAAUCUGGUGUUGAAUAACAUUAUUGUAUAUUUAAAACAACAUACGUCAGUCGAAAAAGACAAUACGGUGUCUACUCAUGAAUGAUUCUUUUUAAAACAAAAGGUUUAAAGGAGCACGUUUAUAUUAUAAACACAGUUAAAACUACAAAAUUCGAAUUUACCUAUAUACAAUAUGGCAGCGUUUAAUGUCAAUAUCGGAAAUAAAAUGGUGAUGCAGAGUGCCCUUCAAAAUAGUACUCCAGGAAGAGGACACUUCCACGAAUAUGUUGAUGAAACUUGUGGCUGUCUUGGGAAAUCCAAGAGCUCUAAGAAAAAAUCAGAAAGGCAGAGAAUCAAGCAAUUUAGCAUUUGGUUCGAAGAGAAAGAUGCUGCAAGACAAAAGACUUAUGCACAGCGAAGAUUUGACAGAGAAGCUAUAAGAGAGAAAAGAAAAAAACGAGUCCGGUGUUUUCGAAAAUUGUUAAUUCCUACAGCUAUUUGUUGGUUGGUUGGUUUUGUUCUAAUAAUGGGGAGCACCGUUCGCAGUCUCGGCGAAGGAACGAUAUUUUGGACUAUGCGAGAUAAAUUACACAUUAUCGGUCCUGUUGUUUUGGGUACAGGAUUGGUCCUUUUAAUGUUAACAGAAGGCUGCAUAAGUAAUCACCAGACGAAAAUAAGAAAGCUUGAAUCGAUUAUUCUAACACCGGAAGUGAAUAUUGUGGUCAACGGCAAAGGAACCAUGCCCGUGAAAAAUAUUAAAAAUCCUGGGCAAAAAACUUUGAAAACUAUUUCAGGUAAACUGCCUCAACUACAGAAAGCGAAAAAGGCCGACAAAUCAACAGAGACUACACCAUUCUUAUCAGAAGAUGAAGAACAAGCAGUUAGACCUAAAACAUACUCAUUCUCACAAAACAUGGAAUCAACUAAGACAACGGUGCACGUAUCAACAAUGAAACAUCCCAGUGAAAUAUACAACGAAGAUUAUAAGUUGCCAUCACUAACAACAGCAAACUUAAUUGAAAGUGAGAAAACUGCUUUAGAUACUGAGGAAAAUAUCGUUACUGAAUAUGAACAAUUACUUAAUGCAACCAAAGAAGACAACGACCAUAAUUUACUUGGAGCAAUUGCAUUAGAUAUUGACAAUGGAAAUUAGUAACAUUUACUAAUUCUGAUAAUUUUUCAACAGUUUGCUCAGUAAGAUUAAGGUCGUUCAUCAUUGCAUUUAUAAGAUUUAAGAAUCCUUUUUACUGACAUAGGAAGAUUACCUCUCACCUCAUCAAAAUCACAUGUGUAUAUAGUGCUGCUUUUAUCAUGGUAAAUGCCGAUAAAAUUCGGAAAUCCGUUUAAAUUGUAGUAUUUUUUCUUCUUGAAGAAACGAAUGGCUUGUGUUCUUUAAAUCAUAAACCAUCCUUAAAUUUUAGCAUCAAUGUUAUGCAGAUAUGAUGAUAAAAUCAUAAGAAUAAUAAAGUCGUCGUGUGGGUUUUAUAAUGUUAUAAAUCCACUUUUUUUCAGAAUUGAGAUAUUCAGUGUCAAAGUCAAGCAUAUCUGUAUUUGUUCGUAAUCCUGUGAAGUGGCAUAUCAAUGGAUAUUGUAAAUUAUGAGUGGAUACUUGAUUAAUUUCUUUCUUCCUAAUUGUCAAUAUUUGUUUAAUAAAAGUACUAGAAGGA